Caenorhabditis elegans is the source of this 1705-nucleotide messenger RNA. RefSeq names its product Solute carrier family 23 member 2 (gene T07G12.2). Gene Ontology annotation, biological process: transmembrane transport. The transcript has 7 exons. NCBI's taxonomy places the organism in Eukaryota, Metazoa, Nematoda, Chromadorea, Rhabditida, Rhabditidae. Gene Ontology annotation, molecular function: transmembrane transporter activity. The coding region runs from base 44 to 1678 and encodes 544 amino acids. Gene Ontology annotation, cellular component: membrane. The record is from RefSeq and is marked reviewed.
GUCAAAUAUGUGUUGUUCAGUUCAGUUUUUUUGCAUUUAGAGAAUGAGUAAAAAUAGUGGAGAUCUACAUUUUCAUGUCAAUGAUGUACCACAUAAAUCGGCAAUUUUCUUUUUCGGACUUCAGCAGAUGCUCGUUUGUAUUUCAGCUUUACUUGUAACUCCAUACUUUGUUUCCAAUUUAUUAUGUGCUGGAGCGGAAACUACUGAAGUCAGAGUUCAACUAAUUGCCGCUACAUUCAUCUCCAGUGGAAUUGCAACAAUACUACAAACUACGUUCGGUCUAAGAUUAGCCAUACUUCACGGUCCAUCGUUUGCCUUUUUUCCUGCUUUACACACCUUUGGGGAUGUCUACCCAUGUAAUUCGGAUACUGAUACAACACAAUGGAAGGAAAAAUUACAGAUGAUAUCAGGUUCACUGUUUGUUGCAGUUUUAAUUAUGCCUUUCCUGGGGAUUACUGGAAUGGUUGGAAGAAUUGCAAAACAUAUUGGCCCAAUUACAAUUGUACCUAUGCUAAUGCUUUUAUGUAUUGGAACUGUACAAGAUAUUGAGCAAAAAGUCUCGCACCAUUGGAUUUCGAUUGUCGAAAUCUUACUUCUCAUUAUCUUUGUAGUUUUAUUGGAAGAGUUCGAAGUUCCGAUGCCAGCAUUCUCUAUGGAAAAGAAGGCAUUUUACACUGCUAAGAUGAAGAUAUUCAGUCAGUUUCCGUAUCUCCUGGGAAUCAUGAUAGCUUGGUUUGUGUGUUGGAUACUAACAAUCACUGAUCUAGAGCCAUAUGGAUGUUCUGCAAGAACUGAUAGGAAUGAAAGUUUAUUUGUAUUAGAAAAUACUCCAUGGAUUCAAAUUCAAUACCCUCUUCAAUAUGGGCUUCCAAAAUUAAGUGCUCCAUUGAUAAUUGCAUUCAGUGCUUCAAUGUUAGCUGCAACGAUAGAAAGUAUUGGAAAUUAUGGAAUAUGUGCUCGGAUUUGUCAGCAAGGAAGUCCUCCAUCUUCAAGUAUGAAUCGGGCAUUUGUUGUAGAAGGUUUUGGAAGUAUGUUAGCAGCAUUAAUGGGAGUUGGAACUGGUGUUACAACUUAUUCAGAGAAUAUUGCAAUUAUGCAAGUCACAAAAGUAACCAGUCGAAUAACAAUGCAAUGUGCCGGAGUAAUUCUAAUUUUAAUGGGUAUUUUCUCGAAAUUCGCUGCAUUUCUUGCAAUGAUACCUGAAGCUAUAAUUGGAGGAGUAUUAACUGCUGGAAUGAGUAUGAUUUGUGGAGUUGCAUUUUCAAAUUUACAAUCAGUUGAUCUACGGCUUUCAAGAAACUUGACAAUAAUUGGACUUUCAAUUAUUCUUGGAUGCACAAUUCCAGCUCACUUUGAGAAAUCACCUCUUCAUAGUGGAAAUAAGACAAUUGAUGACAUUUUUGGAACAUUAUUAAAAAUGAGAAUGCUUGUUGGAGGAUUAAUUGCAUUUUGUUUAGAUAUUAUUGCUAGUGGAGCAACAAGAAAGCAAAGAGGAUUUGAAGAUAAGUUAGAGAAGAUUGAAAUAUCAGUGGAAAAGAAUGGAUUCGCAUUGUCUUCAUUUGCAAAUCAGACUAUUUUGAAAAUUCCAUCACUUACAAAACUUCCAAUUGUUCCGUCUGAAAAGUCAAUAAGAAGAAUAGAAGAAUUAAGAAUGAAAGUAAUUGACCAUAAGAUUUAAAUUUAUAUUUUUAAUUAAUAAACAAUU